AUAUAUAAAUGGUUCAGUAUUUGUAGGUACCUUAACAGUGUAAGUCGCUUUGGAGAAAAGCAGCUAAACAAAUAAAUGUAUCGACAAUGAAAAAAAAAGUGUGGUUUCUUUACUUUAGAUUUCCUGCACCAAGCUGUGUUACUCGGAAGAGACUUGUCUUGAUGCAAGUUCUGAGUUGCGGGCGAGGUGGGAGUGAACGCCUAGGCCCUUCUUCGACUGCCCCCCACACAGGAACUGUGACUCAUUUGUAUGGCAGAAAGAUGAACCUCAGCAUGUCAGAGAGGCGCAGUCCACGCUGCUAAUACUGCCUACGGCACAGAGCAGUAACCACCAAACACCAGAAAACGCUGAGAUAAAAAUGUCGGGUACCCUAACCAGGUCACACCUCUACAGGGUUAUUUCUAGGCUGGUUUGAGGUGCCCGUUUGCAUUUUAUUUCUCUGCGCUUUGACCCCACUCUGCCGGUCCACCCAGCGCCUUUCAGCUCCUCUGAAACUCUAUUUGUGUGUGUACUGCUGGUGGAGCAGACCGAUGGCAUAUGAAGCUCCAACCGGGGAACCCAAAACCUGCUUCUUACAGCUGACCGUGUGGCACAUGUCUUAUCUUCAAUGUGAUCAGUGAGUUUUUUCUCAUGAAACAAACCCGAUGCAGAGGGAACAAGGAAGUCAUGUGAUUGCAAGAAUAGACACCCUAAACGCCCCGCAGCUUUUUCGUUCAGAAGAAGCAUUCUGAUGGUUCUGUGCGUCUGUAGAGGAAAGAGACCACUUCGCUAUGAAGGUCAACUGUAGCUUCUUCUCCAGAGUCACCAUGUUGUGCUGUCUCUCCUUCUGCUGCAAAGACAGUGAAAGUGCUGGACAGGCUGUGAAAGCUGUAGGUGGAGAGAAUGUCACUCUACCCUGUUCCUACAAUGUGGAGAAAUACGGAAUGUUACAUAUAUGUUGGGGAAGAGGAGAGCUAUCCUACUCUAAAUGCUUUAAUACAAUCAUUUCUACUGAUGGACUCAAAGUGACCCACAGACAGUCGGACAGGUACCAGUUACUGAGUGGACUGAGCACAGGCAACAUCUCACUGACCAUCAUCAACGUUAGAGAGGACGACUCGGGGACCUAUGGAUGCAGACUGGAAAUACCCGGACCGUUAAAUGACCAAAAACACCACAUCGUUUUGACAGUUGAACAAGCCCCCACUGCGACAACACCUCCUUUUACAACAGUGACCACCACUAGUGAGUGUACAGCUGCCUCUGCGAACAGCUCUGCUUCGCACGACGUUUUCACCUCGUCGGGACAGAGCACGGCUCUAUCAAGAGAAGCUGCCAACAGAGAUGCUGCCUUGUGUGCAGUAAUGGUUUCUUUUCUGCUGGCAGGAGUUUUCCUCGCUGCUUUUGUUGUCUUUAUGUGCAAAAUGCGGAUGAAUAGCAAGGCUCAGAGUGGCACCUGCCCCACGGUUUCUCAUCACUGUGAUCGCACCAAUGGACUGCAUAGCAGAGACGUGGCAAUGGAGAACAUCUACGAGACUGAAGAAUGACAACUGUAAAAAUGUGUGUUUUCCAUAAUGUUCUCGGGUUUAAAUUUUCACACUUACGCAUAGAGACUCACACACUUGUACGCUACGUUUUUCGACGAUAUCAGUGGAGAAUUGCUUCAUUUGAAUAAAUAUUUAUUGUAAGAUUUUAGGGGGCGCGGAGGCGCAGCGGG
Scleropages formosus (Asian bonytongue) is the source of this 1696-nucleotide messenger RNA. Its product is annotated as hepatitis A virus cellular receptor 1 homolog. Gene Ontology annotation, molecular function: phosphatidylserine binding. Bases 771 to 1526 code for a protein of 251 amino acids. The transcript has 7 exons. The record is from RefSeq and is a predicted model, not a curated record. Gene Ontology annotation, biological process: cytoskeletal rearrangement involved in phagocytosis, engulfment; apoptotic cell clearance. NCBI's taxonomy places the organism in Eukaryota, Metazoa, Chordata, Actinopteri, Osteoglossiformes, Osteoglossidae.